UGGCCCGCCCUCUGCAGGUGAAGGCUCGGUCGCUCCUAGGGCCUAUGAACUCAUGGUGGCUGUCACCCCAGCCCCACUACCUGCACGGAGGUAUCCCAAAGUUAAAGGAGUCCUGGAUUUGGGGCAGAGAUCCAGCCCCUGCAGCCGUCUGGGACCCGCAUCCCCGCCCCGGCCUGUGACCCAUUGACCAGCAGGAAUCCAGCCAUGGUGAAUGAGGCCAGAGGAAGUGGCAGCCCCAACCCCCGAUCUGAGGGCAGCAGCGGCAGUGAGAGCUCCAAGGACAGUUCGAGAUGUUCCACCCCCAGCCUGGACCCAGACCGGCACGAGAGACUCCGGGAGAAGAUGAGGCGCAGAAUGGACUCUGGUGACAAGUGGUUCUCCCUGGAAUUCUUCCCUCCUCGGACUGCUGAGGGAGCUGUUAACCUCAUCUCAAGGUUUGACCGGAUGGCAGCAGGGGGCCCCCUCUUCGUAGAUGUUACCUGGCACCCAGCUGGAGACCCUGGCUCAGACAAAGAGACCUCCUCCAUGAUGAUUGCCAGCACAGCAGUAAACUACUGUGGCUUAGAAACCAUCCUGCACAUGACCUGCUGCCAGCAGCGCCAGGAGGAGAUUACAGGCCAUCUGCACAGAGCCAAGCAGCUCGGCCUGAAGAACAUAAUGGCGCUCAGGGGAGACCCUGUAGGUGACCACUGGGAAGCAGAGGAAGGAGGCUUCAGCUAUGCCACAGACCUGGUGAAGCACAUCCGGAACGAGUUCGGCGACUAUUUUGACAUCUGUGUGGCAGGUUACCCAAGAGGCCACCCCGAUGCGGAGAGCUUCGAGGAUGAUCUGAAGCAUUUGAAGGAGAAGGUAUCCGCAGGCGCCGACUUCAUCAUCACUCAGCUCUUCUUUGAGGCGAGCACCUUCUUCAGUUUUGUGAAGGCCUGCACAGAGAUAGGCAUCUCUUGCCCUAUCCUGCCUGGGAUCUUCCCUAUUCAGGGCUACUCUUCCCUUCGGCAGCUUGUAAAACUGUCCAAGCUGGAGGUGCCACAGAAGAUCAAGGAUGUAAUUGAGCCGAUCAAAGACAAUGAUGCAGCCAUCCGAAACUACGGCAUUGAGCUGGCUGUGAGCUUGUGCCGGGAGCUGCUGGACAGUGGUUUGGUGCCAGGCCUCCACUUCUAUACCCUCAACCGCGAGGUGGCCACCAUGGAGGUGCUAAAGCAACUGGGCAUGUGGACUGAGGACCCCAGGCGCCCCCUGCCCUGGGCUGUCAGUGCGCACCCCAAGCGCCGGGAGGAAGAUGUGCGUCCCAUCUUCUGGGCCUCCAGACCAAAAAGCUACAUCUACCGCACACAGGGCUGGGAUGAGUUUCCUAACGGCCGAUGGGGUAACUCUUCCUCGCCAGCCUUUGGGGAGCUGAAAGACUACUACCUCUUCUACCUGAAGAGCAAGUCCCCCCGGGAGGAGCUACUGAAGAUGUGGGGUGAGGAGCUCACCAGCGAAGAGAGUGUCUUUGAAGUCUUUGAGCACUACCUCUCAGGAGAGCCGAAUCGCUAUGGCUACAGAGUGACCUGCCUGCCCUGGAACGAUGAGCCGCUGGCCGCGGAGACCAGCCUGAUGAAGGAGGAGCUGCUUCGGGUGAACAGGCUGGGCAUCCUCACCAUCAACUCCCAGCCCAACAUCAACGCAAAGCCAUCCUCGGACCCUGUCGUGGGCUGGGGCCCCAGUGGGGGCUAUGUCUUCCAGAAGGCUUACCUAGAGUUCUUCACCUCCCGUGAGACCGUGGAGGCUCUUCUGCAAGUGCUGAAAACGUAUGAGCAUCGAGUCAACUACCACAUCGUGGAUGUGAAGGGAGAGAACAUCACUAAUGCCCCUGAGUUGCAGCCCAACGCUGUGACAUGGGGCAUCUUCCCUGGUCGAGAGAUCAUCCAGCCGACUGUGGUGGAUCCCAUCAGCUUCAUGUUCUGGAAGGAUGAGGCCUUUGCCCUGUGGAUCGAGCAGUGGGGCAAGUUAUACGAGGAGGGGUCCCCUUCGCGCAUGGUCAUCCAGUACAUCCAUGACAACUACUUCCUGGUCAACCUGGUGGACAACGAGUUCCCGCUGGACAGCUGCCUGUGGCAGGUGGUAGAAGACACGUUCAAGCUGCUCAACAGGCUCACCACGGAGAAAGAGGCACAAGCCCCGUGAGGCUGCAUCCCAGGGUCCUCCUCUCCCGGAGCCCAUCUCCCUCAUCUCUCCAUACAGGGUAAUGGCAGCUAGACUGGCAGGAAGCAUCCAGGCUCUGGCUGGACCUGAGAUGCCCCAUUGCCUCAGGAGGCUGAUGCUCUCUGCUCAAGCCCACAGCCCAUGUUCUUACAGUGGCAGGUGCCUCCAUCCUCAACACCGGUGCACCAAGGCAGCCAGUAGGAAGUGAACUUUGACCUGGGGCCUAUGUGAGACUGGCAGUAGGCACUCGUCCUGAAGGACAUAGGAAGAGAUGUGGCAAAUGAGGGUACAGAAACCUCCUCCCUACUCAGCAGGCUUACACACCAGCUCCCCAGGAGAGGCCUGGCUGCUAACACAAGCUUUCUUGCCAUCUUAGGCCAAAGAGUGCAGGAGUUCCAUGUCUUCCACGGGGCUUCGGAAGGUUGUGUCUGUUCUGUAGCUGGGAAGAAAGUGCCCCUUAAGGGUUAAAGGCAUUCUGGCCUCAGUGGAGGUUUACUCUUGGCCUUGUUUUCUGUCCUCGUAACCAGAUUCACUUGGGCAGGGCUGUGUGCAGCCCACUCUCUGCUUCUGAGCAGACUCUCCUGCCAGCUGCUGUCUUCUCUGUUGGGCCUAGACUAGGAGCUGUCUCUGGCACUGCUCCCCAGUCAGCCCUCAGGACUGGCUGCUGGGGCAGUGACUGGCAGCUGCAGAUGGCUGCUCCUGAUGCCUGCCUCCCAGUCUGCUGGGCUUGCUUGAGUCAGGGAAUGGGAGGAAGCUGUCCAUAGAGCCACUUAGGUGGAGCAGGCCUAGAUGACUGCAGGGGAGAGCAACCUUGGAGGGACUGAGCAGAAGCAGCCAGGAUGGGGAGGACCUUUUAUUGUCCCAGAGCUCCAGGCGCUGGCUCCUCCAACCGUAGCGGGCCUGUUCCCUCCUCGGAAGGCUGGGCUUGGUUCUGCUUAUUUUUCAGGAACAUUUCAUAGCUGCUGCUGGGCCCUGCUCACUCCAUGCCUGCUACAUCUGAGCCACCGUCAACUGUUUCCAGGGUCAUAGGCUGCUGCUAGUUCUUCUUGUAGGUUCUUGGCUACCAGGCACUGGUGCCACUUUUCAAAGGUCUGGAAGCAGGGCAUCAGAAGAAAAGCCACUUGUCUCGGGCUCCCUCCAGGGCCUGUACUGGGCCUGUCAGACUGACACCUAAGCCUUGUUCUGUGUGUCUCAACCAGAGGCCCUUUCCUCUGCCCUGGCAGCCAGCCCACCCUGUCUCUGCCCAAACAUCCAGGCUCAGAAUAGACUGGACUUGUGACCUAGGAAGCUAUGCCCAGUGACCUGCAAAUAAGACGGCUGUGCUGGACCCAGGCCCUGCAGGGACCAGCAUGAGGAGCCACUGCCACAAACAGCCUGGUUCUCAGACUGAGUGAACUUGACACUGCACUGUACUUAAGGCCACUAGUCAAGAGCUGUAAUGUCCCGGCUGUGUGCUCUGUAACCAGUGACCAACUCAGCUGAAUGAGGAGAGCCCACAGUGGUGAGCAGGGACACCCCUUCCUCUCCCUGACUCAGCCUGUAGGUGGCACUGGUUUUGGAAGGCAGGCUGGGUGACAUGAGGUAAAGUCACCUGGGAAAGGACCCAGCUGUCUUCUCUGUGGCGUAGCUGUUGAGCCACCGGAAGCUGAAGGAACUUUGUCCACCAUGUCCUCUGCGCCUGUUCCAGGUGCCAUUGUCUGAGCUACAGAGCCCAUCCCUACGGCUUUGUAUGUGAGAUGCAGUUAGUGUCUCCAGUUAGCCGAGGGAUCGAUAGGAUGAAUGGGAAGUUGCUCCCAGGGCCUCUGCUUGGUAGAGAGGAAGUAAGCCACCUACCAGGGUCCAAGACCCUGGCUCCACCCAGUGAACAUCUACCCAGCGCUGCCGUGCCCUUGCCAGGCAAAACCCGGCUUUGCCAACACUGUAGGUGCCUAUUCCUGCAGGCCAAGAGCAUCAUAGCCUCUUCAGGGGUGAAGAGCAAGAGCCCCAGGCUUGGCCAUCCUGCCAGAGUUGAAAAGCCCCUGGCCUGAGCGGGCUGAGCACUCCUCUCCAUGCACAGCUGACCCUUCCCUAGCCAUCUUUGAGGAGCCUCGCCUGGUCUCAGAGCUGCAGAGCUCACCUGGUCCUGUAGGAGGCCAGCAGAGGGCCAUGCAGCCAGUGGUAGCCAGAACUGGAGGAUUGGGCAGAGGGUUCUCCCUGUGUCACCUGGAAAGGAGAAUUGGGUCGGGAAAAGAUGAUAUGUCGAUUUAGAAGAAGCCACCCCUCAAGUCUCCAGACGAUGGUCUGGCCCAAGGCUCUAAUGAAAAAAGAAGGGGAUUCUCCAAACAGCUGGGACACUCAAGAAGAGAUGAACAGCAGCAUUGUUUCACAGGGCUUGGCCUGAGGGCUGAGACCCAAGCACCCAGCUCCUUAAUCAAAGCCCAGGAUGUGGUCCUCUGUAUGCCUCCUCUGGGUGGCCAUGUCAGGCUGGGCAGCAGACUCUAGAACAGGUGACCAGCAGCUGUGAGUCUGAGGGAACAGCAGGGCAAGGGUCAACUGCAGUGGCUUGAGCCUGCUGACCAAAAGCACGCUCCCACCUGUAUGCAGAAAGGGGUUCACCUGAUACUCGGGAGUCCCAAGACUCCCCCCUAGCAAGGCGAGCCAUCAGUACGUGGCACUACUACUCUUGACCAUCCUCCCCGUUGGCUGACGACAUCUGAGCAGAGGCUGGUCCAAUAAUAGCUGCUCUGUGGUGGAAGUCAAGCUCAGGAGGCCAGCCCUGAGAUUGACAUUAUGCUCCUGAAUUACGCUUUAGGGUGUUGCUGAAGCCUUGUUUCUCCCAUGUGGUCUCACACCUAAUGCAACAUGCCUAGGGACUCCUAGCACCACAGAACAGCUCACCACCUGCACCUGUUGCCAAGGGAAGGUCACCUGGACGUGCAAGUACCUGUGGUAAAGAGCAGGAGCCAGAGUGCCAUUCUCAGUGUCUGCUGUGUUUCUAGAAACCUUGGUUUAUCAGCGUACCAGCCUUGUCUUCACUAACAAGAGAAUGAAAGCAUAUAUACUUGAAAUUUCACGAUGUUGAGGCAAGACAACCAGAGGCUGCCUCAUGAGCUUGAAGCCACCUGGGAUAUACAAGCUGGGUCUACAAAGCCUAUAACAUCAACAAGUCAAACAGCAUGAGACCCCAUGGUGUGCUAUCACCCUGAGCCCACACAGAAAUUCUAAAACCCAGCAACGCUAGUCUUGCUAUUCCAUUUCAAAGGCAAAGCCACUUUGAUGGUUAACUUUGAUGGUUAAGUUAAUUCUGUUCUUCCUGGCAAUCUGAAGCAAAACUCUUGGUGAUGCCAAAUCGUCCUUAGGAACAGUGUCUAGCCUGUCAGGAACUUGGGCUGGGUCCCCUAGUUACAUCUCCAGACCUGUAGGCAGUGCUGUUUCUUGCACCUGGCAUCUGUGAUUAUCUCUUCCGUCCUGAUAGGCCAUCAGCCUCUUGCUGUUAUGUCAGAGCUAAGGACUUCUGGUCUGAAGAUGACAUUUUGGUACAAAAAAAAAAA
Molecule: messenger RNA, 5714 nt
Organism: Arvicanthis niloticus (Nile rat)
Lineage: Eukaryota; Metazoa; Chordata; Mammalia; Rodentia; Muridae
Gene: Mthfr
Product: methylenetetrahydrofolate reductase
Biological process (GO): tetrahydrofolate interconversion
Cellular component (GO): cytosol
Molecular function (GO): methylenetetrahydrofolate reductase [NAD(P)H] activity; FAD binding
Source: RefSeq, a predicted model, not a curated record